AUGAAAGUGUUUUUGUUUUUACUCAAACCCAUUCAGAGUGGAAAACCUGAGCUGCAGUCUCUGGAGGGAACUCUUGAGAGGAAACACAAGCUGCAGCUGGGAGGAAAGAAAGCGGCCUCCAGAGGAUGGAGCUCCUACCACACUGUCCUCCACAGACACGCCUUGUGCUUCUUCCAGGACAGAAAGGACACGCUGCGAAGGUCCACCUGCGGCCUUCCGUUAAACCUGACGGGAGCCGAGUGUUCGCCUGCGUCAGAUUACAACAAAAAACCCAACUGCUUUCGAUUACGGCUCCGUGACGGCUCUGAAUAUUUGUUCAGUGCCUCCUCGCGCUUCGUGAUGAAGAAAUGGAUCAUGAAGAUACAAGCAAGCACAGGGCCGAGCGAGUCUGUGUCGGGUGUUCAUGCUGAUCAAGACCUGCUCACGAACACAAAGCCCUCGGUGUGCUCCAGAUGUGAAGGUCCAACCAGCUGUUGCUGCUCUUCUCAACAUGAUGUCACCGACACGGUCCCCAGGCAGAAAGCACCGAGUUUUACCCAAAUCAAAGAAACGCUGUUCCUCCUCGAAGAGCUCCGGAGUCUCCCUAGAUGUCUGAACGAGCAGCCGAGCAGCUCCUGCUCUGAGGCAGGCUGGUCCAGUGAUGAUCGGAGCAGUUUGGUGCAGAUGGACACGCACAGACUUUCUGGAGACAUCCUGUCCUCCCCCCCUCAGUCCCCUGAGUCCAGGGGUCAGCGCUCCCACUCCUUCACAUCAGCAACGUACCAGAAGAUCAAGCCGGCGCUUUGCUCCCCUGGACGACGAGGCGUGGACGAAGGCUCCAACUACUGCGUGACCCUGGUGGUGGGGGACAAAUCGAAUGUGGGGGCCCCACGUCGUCCCUCACCUGGAUGGCAGCAGCAGGACCCGUGCUCCGCUCUGAGAGGCUACGUGAGCCUGCCGCGGCCUCGCAACAAGUCCGUCUUCAAAAAGUUCUUCGGCAGAAAGGAGCUCUGAGCGCAGAAAUGUUGAGUUUAGUUUCUGACGUGCAGCGCACACGCCGAGCAAAGAUUAAAG
Molecule: messenger RNA, 1053 nt
Organism: Nematolebias whitei (Rio pearlfish)
Lineage: Eukaryota; Metazoa; Chordata; Actinopteri; Cyprinodontiformes; Rivulidae
Exons: 8
Coding region: 1-993 (330 amino acids)
Biological process (GO): actin cytoskeleton organization; muscle cell development
Cellular component (GO): cell projection; cortical actin cytoskeleton; Z disc
Molecular function (GO): actin filament binding; phospholipid binding
Source: RefSeq, a predicted model, not a curated record